Messenger RNA from Metarhizium album ARSEF 1941, 1536 nucleotides. Its product is annotated as Regulator of chromosome condensation/beta-lactamase-inhibitor protein II. The transcript is spliced from 4 exons. Gene Ontology annotation, molecular function: guanyl-nucleotide exchange factor activity. The record is from RefSeq and is a predicted model, not a curated record. The coding region runs from base 1 to 1536 and encodes 511 amino acids. Gene Ontology annotation, cellular component: cytoplasm. NCBI's taxonomy places the organism in Eukaryota, Fungi, Ascomycota, Sordariomycetes, Hypocreales, Clavicipitaceae.
AUGAUAGCUUUUGCGAAAAGCCUAGUGCUUUCCUUUCGCGAUCUGAGGCCUAACGACGCACACGGCCUUGAUAAUAAUACGCCACAGCGGCCGGGAAAGAGGAAGAUUGGUGACACCACGAAUCAACUCAAGGACUACACACCUAUGAAGAUCAAGGAGGAGCCUGGCUCAGACACCUACACAAAGCGUCGCAAACUAAAUGACAUCACGCCCCGACGCACAAAGCCCGUCAAGCAGCUCAAUAGUGCACCAACACGACGACUGGAAAUUGCAGUGUUCGGGAGCGGAGAGAAUGGCGAACUUGGUCUACGAAAUAAGAUCUGCGACAAGAGGAGCCCUGUGAACGCAAGCAAACCGCGUCUCAACCAUGUACUAAACUCAGAGGAUGUAGGCAUUGUUCAAGUAGCAGUCGGAAGCAUGCACUGCGCUGCACUCACACACGACGGCCGAGUCUUGACUUGGGGUGCCAACGACUCCAGGGCUCUUGGUCGAAGUACAAAAUGGGAACAGCCCGCGCUACGCCACCCAGACGUAACGGAUUUGAACCCUCUCGAGAGCACGCCCGCGCCUGCAGAAGGACUGGAACAUCUGAAGUCGGAUAUCACGCAAGUUGCUGCCACUGAUAAUGCGACCUUUGUCCUUACUAGAUCUGGGCUUGUAUACGGCUGGGGCACCUUUUUUGGAAGUGACGGCGUGUACGGCUUUUUGCGAGAGAAAAUGCGCCCCCAGAAAAAGUCCAAGUGCAAAGAACGCUUCCAAGUCACACCCAUCCAAAUAGCAGGCCUCAAAGAUAUCAAGGAGCUCUCCACCGGCGCAAACCACGUGCUCGCUCUUACAGAAUCAGGAGACGUAUACGCCUGGGGGUCCGGGCAACAGGCUGAACUUGGCCGUCGUCUUGUCCAGCGACAUCAAUUCGAAUCCUUGAUCCCGCGAAUGGUGGAUUUACCAAGGCGGGGAAUCGUCAAGGUCUUUGCUGGGUUCAACCAUAGCUUCGCGAUAGAUAAGGAGGACCAAGUGUGGACCUGGGGACUGAACAACUUUGGCCAAACGGGUCUUGCAGCCAGCGAGGAUAAUCUUCACGUUGGCAUCCCAAAAAUCGUUGAAGGGCUCAAAGGGUACGAGAUUCGCCACAUGGCCGGUGGGUUUCAGCACAGCAUGGCGUGCACGAAGGAUGGAAAGGUUCUUGCAUGGGGAAGAUGUGACGACAGCCAGGUUGGGAUGGAUUUGUCUGCAUUGCCCAGGGAACAUGUCCUGUUCGACAGCCGGGGAAGGCCGAGGAUUUUGCUGCAGCCUACCAUUAUCCCUGGAAUUACGGCUACCCUCGUCGCAGCCGGCAUCGACAACUCCUUCGCCAUCACCCCGGAAGGCAAAGUGCUGACCUGGGGAUACUCUGAAAACUGUCGAACGGGCCAGGGGUCUGAAACAACCAUCGAGAGACCUACAGAACUUGGAGGAAGCGCGGUUUCUGGUAAAUCGUUUACGUUUGCUGCUUGCAGAGGCCAAUUCUCACUCAUUGCGAGCACACGAGAGUCAUGA